Molecule: messenger RNA, 1391 nt
Organism: Phyllostomus hastatus (greater spear-nosed bat)
Lineage: Eukaryota; Metazoa; Chordata; Mammalia; Chiroptera; Phyllostomidae
Product: lymphocyte antigen 6H
Exons: 4
Coding region: 678-1100 (140 amino acids)
Biological process (GO): acetylcholine receptor signaling pathway
Cellular component (GO): plasma membrane
Molecular function (GO): acetylcholine receptor binding; acetylcholine receptor inhibitor activity
Source: RefSeq, a predicted model, not a curated record
UGCUCAGGGGAGAAGCGCCCUGAACGGCCGCGGGCUGGGGAGGGGCACGGCUGCCGCUCUGUGAACCCGGACCUCGCGCCGGUACCUUUGCUCGCUUCCUCUCUCCCUCCCUGCGUCUUUGUGCGUUUCGCUUCCUUUCACAGUAAACGCUCUUCCGAGAAAUUCCAAGGGGAUCUCAGCCAACCGGAGGGGGAAGGGAUGCCUCCCGCGCCUGGGUAGGGGGAGGUGGAGGCCGUGGAGGGAGCGGGAACUGGAGAGGGCGAGCGCGCGGGCGAGCGGCGCCGGCUGGCUUAGGGCACAGGGCGGUAGCGGACAGAGGCCGGGGCUCCGACCUCAGAGCCCCGGGCGCCCCGGCAGCGCGUCUCCCGCCGCCCCCGCCCCCUCGCGCCCCCGGCCCAGCCCCGCCCCGCCCCUCGCGCGGGGUCCGCGUCUGCGGCUGCGUUCCCCGAACGACGAGGAGGCUGCGCCCGGGUUCCGGUCCGCAGGGAGAGCGAAGGACACCGCUGCCCGCGCCGCCAGCACCGCGCGCUCCACCCUGAGCGUCCGAGCGCCGACACCCCGGGGAUGUGAGUGCGCCCCUCCGACCCGUGGCCUGCACUCCACUCUCCGACCCUCGGCGUGCGCCCCAGAGGACCCCCACCCGCAGCGCCCGUGCCUUCGCGAGGCCCACCUGGAGCAUGCCGCCCGCAGCCAUGAAGGGCCUCAGCCUGGCACUGCUGGCCGCCCUGCUGUGCUCUGCGCCCGCUCGCGGCCUGUGGUGCCAGGACUGCACCCUGACCACCAACUCCAGCCAGUGCACCCCGAAGCAGUGCCCGCCGUCCGACAGGGUGUGCGCCAGCGUCCGCAUCACCGACCCCAGCAGCAGCCGGAAGGACCACUCGGUGAACAGGAUGUGCGCCUCCUCCUGCGACUUCGUGAAGCGACACUUUUUCUCGGACUAUCUGAUGGGCUUCAUCAGCUCGGGGCUCUUGGAGGUGGACGUGGAGUGCUGUGACGAGGACCUGUGCAACGGGGCGCCCGGGCCGGGCGGCGGCCCCUGGGCCCUGGCCGGGGGGCUCCUGCUCAGCCUGGGGCCCGCCCUCCUCCGGGCGGGGCCCUGAGGCCCCUCCCCUGCCCCCUGCCCGGGGCUUCUGAGCGGGUGCCCCCGGCCGGUGGCUGCCCCUCCUCUGCCCCGCCCGGCUGGGGGCAGGGGCAGCCUUGGCCAGGCUCCACCACCCUCUGUGGCCCUCGCCCCUCCCUGUCUCCCCACCAGCUCCGAGUCCCGGCCAGCAGGGCGCCUGCUGGACACCAGCGUCCCUCGGGUGGGCCGGACAUCUGGGGGUGAGGGCAGGGGGCUGGGACCUCCAGUCGCUGAGGGGUGGCCAGGCCCAGCUCAGCGGCUUGGCUGUGAG